AUGCAACGCAGAUUUUAUGGGCCUUUAAUGGGUUUUGGUUGUAAUCAUGUUGAAACACAAAAUUAUUUACACACCAAUCAUGACAAAAGUUACAGCAUCUUGAAUGCAUUGUGCUUGCUGAUGUCUUCAAAGUCAUUAACAACAUAUCAGUCUUUCAACAAAGUAGCUAAACCGCUAAACUUAUUCUAA
Molecule: messenger RNA, 189 nt
Organism: Clunio marinus
Lineage: Eukaryota; Metazoa; Arthropoda; Insecta; Diptera; Chironomidae
Source: the annotation of a GenBank genome assembly